GGCAGGACUGGGAGUUGGAGGCAAGCAAGCACCAAGGUUUUUGUUCAGGCGGAAGACGACAGUGUUGUGGACCUCCAACAGCGCACGUGUCCUCUCCAAGCGCCACGUUGCAACUGGCAAAACGACAAAACGGCGUCCCUCCGCCGAUCAAGUAGCGGCGGGCUGACGAGGAAUGAGUUUUGCGGCAACACGAGGCCUCCACUGGAGACAAUGGGCCAAAACGCCAUGCAGAAGCCGCCGAAACACCUAAAAUAGCUGGAAAUGUUGGAUCUUCCACGUAACUCUGUCUUCCUCUCUAUAAAUUCCCACUCCUCUCUCGCCAUCUUCAGAAACUACAGAGUUUCUUCUGAUCUGAUCUUUGGCUUGCUUUCGUAUUAGUAAUAAUUAAGUGUAUAGUUCCAGCCAUGGCCAGCUGCUCCUUCACUGCUCUGGGCCUCUUCCUUCUGGUUCUCUGCAAUGGCUGCCUCGCCAUCCGGCAAGGCCGCCAAGAGGAGCAAGAGCCCUACCGGCGGAGCCAGGGCGACUGCCGGCUCCAGAAGCUCCGGACACUCGAACCCGACAGCCAGAUCCAGCACGAGGCCGGCGUCACUCAGAUCUGGAACCCCAACUCCGAUGAGAUGCAGUGCGCCGGAAUCACAGCCUCCCGCCACGUCAUUGAUCGCCGAGCCGCCCUCCUCCCCUCCUUCACCAACGCCCCCAUGGUCGUCUACGUCGAACAAGGGAGGGGUCUACUUGGGACGGUGUUUCCGGGGUGUCCAGAGACGUACCAAUCGUUCCAACGCCAAUCUCAGGAAGGAAGCAAGUCGCGGAGGUCCGACGACCGGCACCAAAAGUUGCGCCGCCUCCAGCAGGGAGACGUCUUCGUCUUGACGGCAGGAGUGGCUCACUGGGUGUUCAACGACGGCAACAACAAGCUUGUUCUUUUCGCGAUUCACGACGUCAGCAACCGAGAAAACCAGCUUGAUGACAACCUCAGGAGAUUCUUGCUUGCAGGGAGCCCGCCGGAGAGACGAGGCGGCAAGCAACAGCUUCCCAAUAUCACCAACAUUUUCCAGUACUUCGACACGAGGAUUCUGGCCGACGCUUUCAGCGUGCCCGUGAGCAUUGCCCGGAAACUGAAGGAGGUGGAUGAAAGCAAGGGAUUCAUAGUGAGGGUCCAAAAAGCGUUCCAGGUGAUCAAGCCCCAGGCGUCUUCGUCGGAGGAGGAGGACGAAGAAGAACAAAGAGGGUCCGGGAGAAAUGGUAUAGAGGAAACCAUUUGCUCUAUGAAGCUUGUGGAGAACAUUGCUGACCCUGAGAGGGCCGAUAUCUACACCGCCGAGGGUGGUCGAAUCGCCACCCUCAAUAGCCGCAACCUCCCCAUCCUCAAGCGCGUCAAGCUCAGUGCCGGGAGAGUAGUUCUCCACAAGAAUGGGAUGGUGGUGCCUCACUGGAACAUGGACGCGCACAGCAUAAUGUUUGUGACGAAGGGAAGCGGCAAAGUCCAGGUGAUAGGGAUGUCCAGGCGGCCGAUCUUCGACGGCGAGGUCCGAAAGGGUCAGAUCUUGAUCGUGCCCCAGAACCAUGCAUUGACGAAGAUAGCCGGAGACGACGGCCUGGAGUGGUUUACAGUGAAGACCAACGACCAAGCCAGCAUCACGCCUCUCGCCGGACCAACGUCGGCCAUCCGGGCGCUGCCAGUGGAUCUCCUGAUGUCGUCCUAUGGGUUAACCAAUGAAGAAGCCAGGAAGCUCAAGGAGGAGACGAAGGAGGUAACCAUCGUGGUCCGUCGUAGGUCGUCCCGCGGCCGGAAGGAGGAAGGAAGUAGGGAGGGGUCCCGCCGGCCGGAGGAGGAGGAGGAGGAAGGAGAAGAAAGCGAAGGGUCAAGCCGUGGCCAGAAAGAGGAAGGACGGGAAGGGUCAAGCCGCCGGAAGGAGGAUAAAGGAAGCGAAGCUGCUGUGGAAGCUGUGAAGGCCAUUGUUGAGGCCAUUAUGUAAUGAGCUCUUUAUAAGUUUGAGGUUUUGUAAGAUAGAACUAUGAAUAAGUCCUAAAGCUACGGAAAGGCCAUACAUGUAUGCUGCCCAGCUAGCUACUUGAGCUUUCCUCUCUUUUCAUCAAUAAGACUUGAAUAAAGACCGUACGGUUCCUGUAA
This is a messenger RNA of Diospyros lotus (date-plum), 2131 nucleotides long. RefSeq names its product 11S globulin seed storage protein Ana o 2.0101-like. The record is from RefSeq and is a predicted model, not a curated record. NCBI's taxonomy places the organism in Eukaryota, Viridiplantae, Streptophyta, Magnoliopsida, Ericales, Ebenaceae. Gene Ontology annotation, molecular function: nutrient reservoir activity. The coding region runs from base 405 to 1976 and encodes 523 amino acids. The transcript is spliced from 4 exons.